AUGCUCCACCCUCAUGCAAGACGAACCCUAAUUUCUCGACCGCGGCCCAGGUCGCUACUGAUAAUAAUACUGGCCGUAGUCACCACCUACUCCUUGGUCCUGAAUGGAUCUACUCACAGACUGCAUAUCGUCCCCUUCAACAAGGCACAACAACUCUCAAGCGCAUCCACUGGCCAGCAAAAAGAGCUUCUGCCAGGGGAAAAUGGGGGUGCGUCCGACACCGAUCCUGGGCAUCAUCAUGACGAGCCUACUGGCACGCGAGCCGACUGGCAAAUUGAUGUCGAGGACUUGGUCUCUUGGCACGAUCCUGACGAUCAUGAGACGCAGGAUGAUGUUCUGCCCGGACACGAAACAGACGGCACACCUAGAGAGCCAGGCGAUGUAGCGAGACUACAGCAUGAAAAAGAUUUGCGGAAGAUGUGGCGAUAUGCUUACAAAACUACUGCCGAUCUCGCAAAUUCGAACCUGAUUUAUGGCAAUACUCUUAAGCAGCUAGUUUUCAAAGAUGACCGAACCGACGAACAAAAGAAACAGCUUCGGGAAGAACCUUCUACCAAGCUGGACCUGAGUGACGACCAACCUGUGAGGUUUAAUCCUUACCCCGACUACAACGGUGAAGACUGGAACAACGCCGGGCAUGCUCCGUAUGUACCUUGUAAGGGGCCAACUGGCGGAUUGGUUGAAGAUGCGCUUGUGUUCCGUGGCCGUCCCGCAAGAUGGCCGCAGCCCAAGUUUGGAUCGUACCAUCUUUUUGGACUGGACCCCAAUCUGUGCUGGGAGCGGGAUACUCGACUUGGUCAAUAUGGUCUCCAUGAAGUUAAGAAAGAGGUUGAAGGCUCACUGCAAACCGUUAACUGGGACACCGUUAACUGGGGUGAACUGCAGAGGCACUGCCUUGAGCAGAAUGCUGCCCGCUUCGAUAUGAGAAUGGACAAGAAGAACCCAUACCUAAACAUCUACGCCGAAACAGCCCGGCCAGCUGGGCCUGAUUCGAACUCGAAAGUGAAGAGGCGCUCAGCUGGCGUCAGGCGAGGAGAGGCCGGCAUCAAGGAACCUCGAACUGCCGUUUUGCUGCGUUCCUAUACCGGCAUGACGUACAGCGACAAUGACCGACAGAUCAUUCGCGCCCUCAUCAGCGAACUCGGCCUCAAAACCGGCGGACAGUACGAGGUGUUCCUCCUGGUACAUUCCAAAAAUCAGAGCCUUCCCAUUUUCGACGAUCAGGAGCUGUACCAGUCAGUUCUGAAGGACAAUGUGCCCGCAGAGUUGCACGGCAUCACCGUGCUGUGGAACGACCAGCAGGUCUGGGAUCUCUACCCGGCACUAACCGACGAAUCCGCCAAAACGGUCCAUAGCGCCCAGUGGUUGUCUGUUCAAAAGUUCAGUCAAGACCAUCCUCAGUUUGACUACCUCUGGAACUGGGAGAUGGAUUUUCGCUACACCGGUCAUCACUACGAUUUGCUCGAGCGGCUUUCCACCUUUGCCAAACGGCAGCCUCGCAAGUAUCUCUGGGAGCGAAACGGGCGCCACUACAUUCCGGAAUACCAUGGCGAUUAUGACACGACCUUCCGUGAAGACGUCGCUAAGCGGCACGGCAACGAUACGGUUUGGGGCCCGCCGGUGUUGCCGUUCAUCAACCCUGUAGGUCCCAAGCCCCCAGUGGCGUCACAUGAGGACGAUGAUUACGAGUGGGGGGUCGGCGAAGAAGCCGACUUCAUCACAGUCGGCCCCAUUUUCGAUCCCGUCGACAGCCAGUGGAUCAUCUCGUCGCAUGUGUGGGGUUACGGCGACGAAAAUCACAAUCCCAAGGACGUGCCUCGACGCACAACAAUUGUGACGCAGUCACGCAUCUCGAAGCGUUUGCUGGACGUGAUGCACGUGGAGAAUUCGCGUGGGAAUCACGUCGCCUCGGAGAUGACGGCACAGACGGUGGCCCUCCUGCAUGGCCUGAAGAUUGUCUUUGCGCCACAUCCGGUCUUCAUGGACCGGGACUGGAAGGGCGGCUUUCUCAACAAUUGGUUCAACCCAGGAGCUCACGGCGAGUCUGGCGGGCGAGGAUCGCCAAUGGGUUGGGGCAGGGAGCGACGCUUUCAAGGCGUCACCUGGUACUACCGCGCCGAGCCCCCUAAUCGACUCUACAACAACUGGAUGGGCUGGAGUGACAGCGGCAUGGGAGGACCAGAAUGGGAGAAGCAACACGGACGCCCUUGUCUUCCUUCCGUCAUGCUUCACCCAAUCAAGAACUCGGUUCCGACAAAGGCCGACCACAAAACAAGCUUCGAUCUCAUGUUUGGUUGA
This is a messenger RNA of Ustilaginoidea virens, 2298 nucleotides long. RefSeq lists its product as uncharacterized. The record is from RefSeq and is a predicted model, not a curated record. NCBI's taxonomy places the organism in Eukaryota, Fungi, Ascomycota, Sordariomycetes, Hypocreales, Clavicipitaceae. The transcript has 2 exons. Bases 1 to 2298 code for a protein of 765 amino acids.